AUGUGGGCUCUGCAGGGCUUCCAGCAUUCUGAUUUCAUGCACAAAUACAUUCCACGACAGGGGUGGGGAAGGGGGCCGGAGGGAAAGGAUGUCACCUUUCUUCGGGUAAAUUCAGCGCGGCCGUCGAGGAUCCGCUGGGUCAACCCAAAGCCCGCCUCAGAAGAGACACAGGAGCAGGCGCAAGCGCCCCCUGCGCCCCGCAAUCCCUGCCCUCCGUGCGGCGGUGGCCGCCAGGGCCGCCAGGGGGCGCCUUGGGCCGCGGGUCGCAUCGGUCCCCGACCCCCUCUCGGUUUCCCCGGCCUUCCGCACCCAGGGGCCAAGCGCAAGACCCACCGAUGGGAGCGAACCUGUCCCCCGCGCCGACGCGAGGUCCACCGAGAAGAGUCCCCCCCACCCCCGGUCUCCGGGGACAGAGUCGCCUUCGAACCCCCUACCCACCUCCAGAAGAAAGCCUCGCGCCGUCUCUCGGCGAAACGUCACCUCCAAGGACGAGACACCCCGCGAACGGACAGCGGUGCCGAGUGGCCCCACGUCUAUCUCCCAACUUCCGACGAGAAGCCCCCUCCCCGGGGCGCCACGGACGCGCGCCCCUGCAGACCUCGGCGUUCAGCCCCGCCGCCCGACCGCCAUCAAGCCCCGGGGCUCAGGCAGCGGCUCCCACCUGCGGCCGCGGGCAGGGGGCCGAGUGCGGCCUGCAGCCCCUCCGGCCGGACCCCCGCGGGGCCCCUCGGCGCGCACUGGCCGCCCACCCGCUCUGCGACCCGCCGAGGCUGGCGGCCGCGCGCGGUGCCUCCCGAAGGAAAACAGGGCUGGGCGCCCUCCGGGUCACCCUCGCCCACCCAUCUCCGGAGGAGACCCCAGCAGCGCGGGGACGGCGGGGCCGGAGCAGCGAGCGCCGGGCCCCCAUGA
Molossus molossus (Pallas's mastiff bat) is the source of this 909-nucleotide messenger RNA. RefSeq names its product synapsin-1-like. The coding region runs from base 1 to 909 and encodes 302 amino acids. The transcript has 2 exons. Lineage: Eukaryota; Metazoa; Chordata; Mammalia; Chiroptera; Molossidae. The record is from RefSeq and is a predicted model, not a curated record.